Notechis scutatus (mainland tiger snake) is the source of this 440-nucleotide messenger RNA. Lineage: Eukaryota; Metazoa; Chordata; Lepidosauria; Squamata; Elapidae. The record is from RefSeq and is a predicted model, not a curated record.
CCUGAACCAUUCCCUGUUGCCUCCCCCCGCAGUUGAACGAUGGUCAGUUCACGCCCAUCCAGCUGGUCGGGAUGCUGCGAGGCAUCGCCUCCGGCAUGCGCUAUCUCUCCGACAUGAGCUACGUUCACCGCGACUUGGCAGCCCGGAACAUCCUGGUCAACAGUAACCUGGUUUGCAAAGUGUCCGACUUCGGCCUCUCUCGUUUCCUGGAGGAGAAUUCCUCGGAUCCAACCUAUACCAGCUCGUUGGGGGGCAAAAUACCGAUCCGCUGGACGGCCCCCGAAGCUAUCGCCUUUCGCAAGUUCACGUCGGCCAGCGACGUCUGGAGUUACGGCAUCGUUAUGUGGGAGGUGAUGUCGUUCGGAGAGAGGCCAUAUUGGGACAUGUCCAACCAGGAUGUGAGUGCCCCCCCCCCCGUGAGGAUGACUUUGGGGGGGAGG